AUGGUCAAAGAGUGUGUACCACAACUCACUUUUCACAAUCUAUUCAUUGCUUUAUGCUUUGCUGCCAUUUUCAUCCUUGCAUUGCUCGGCAAUUCAAUGGUUUUAUUUGCUAUUAUCAAACUUCAACGACGUACCACACAAUCAAUUACCAAUAUAUUAUUGUUGAAUUUAGCAAUUGCUGAUUUGUUACGAUCAAUAAUUUGCAUACCGCCAACUUUAAUGAGUGAAAUAUCACAAUGUUGGUUGCUUGGACCACAUGUAUGCAAAUUUGCUGCUUAUUUGCAGCCUGUGACAGUUUAUGCGUCAGUCUAUACAUUAGCUUUAAUUGCACUAGAACGUUACUAUGCAAUAUGUCAUCCAUUGGAAUCAAUCGUUUGGCUUUCAAAGCGUCGCUUAUUAGCACUUAUAUCUUUCGUUUGGUUGACUGCGUUUGGGAGCAAUAUUGGCGCACUUAUCAUUUAUGAUGCUAUUCCAUACAGAACACAUUGGAGUUGUCGUUCCACUGCUACUCCAUUAAUAGAUUUCUUUUAUCAAAUCCAUGUCACAAUGUUACUGUUACUCAUACCACUAACAAUUAUGUUACUUUUAUAUCGCAAAGUAAUCAAAACUCUUCAUUCAAAUAGUCAAAUGGAAGUAAGACCAGGAAGAUGUCGCAAUUAUAUGGAAUGCUAUCCAACUAACAAUCAGAGUAGCAAAAAGCUCGGCGUCUCUUAUGGUGCUUGGAUGAAUGAUCCAAAACGGAAAGGUACCACUUCAAGUAUGUGUAAUAUAACAAACAGAAAGGCGUGUAAGUAUGAUGCUCGAACUAAAUCGCUUUUCAGAUCUUCCAAUUUUGAUAGUACUGUUGACCUUCAAUCAUCGUUUAGUGACAGUAGAUUGAGUGGUAAUUGUAAGUAUGGCUAUAUGCUUCGAAGCAAUCAUCAGGAAAGAAUAAUUGAAGCGAAACAACGUGUAAUCAGAAUGCUAUUCAUCAUUGUUAUUACUUUCAUUGUUUGUUGGACACCGAGUUUUAUUUGGUGGCUUACAAUCAGAACAUCUGAUCUCGUCCGGAUUCACUUAUGGAACAGAAGGGCAAAUACAUAUAUAACACUGCUGACUCAUAUAAGUGCAUGCGCAAAUCCGAUAACUUAUUGUUUUAUGAAUAAGCGAUUCCGGAAAAAUAUUACGACGUAUCUCUGCACCUAUACAUUUCAAGCAUAUAAAGAACGUUUACACAAAGCGUCUCCAACAAAUCAGUGUAAUUUACGCCAAGUGAAAUUUCUAACACAAUAUCCUGGUGAUUUGUUCAGUAGUGAAAGCAAUUUGAAACAAGCAAUUGCUGUGAUUCCUUCUUUAUAUAAUAAUAAUAAUAAUUUAUGA
Molecule: messenger RNA, 1359 nt
Organism: Cercopithifilaria johnstoni
Lineage: Eukaryota; Metazoa; Nematoda; Chromadorea; Rhabditida; Onchocercidae
Source: the annotation of a GenBank genome assembly